GAAGGAGCGGAUGAUAUUUCUUUUAUGAAGAAGAUUCAAAAACAACUAUUGUGAAAGAAAGUGGGUGGAACGUCGUGUUGCAGAAAAAGAGCAGUUGAUCACCAAUAUGGCCGAAGAGGAAGCAAGAGAUGUAAAAGAUACAGAAAGGGGGGAAUCUGAAGCCAUUAUGAAUCCAACCCAGCCACCUCCUUCAUACGAUAGUCUGUUUGGAGAACUCAAAGCUGCCAAACAAGAAUCAUCUGGGACUGUGGACUUCAUGCAAAAAUUUUUUACAAUAUUGUUUGCAUCAGUUGGGUUUAUAAUAUGCAUGGCUUUAAUGCUUGCAAUUCCAAUUGCUUAUAUCAUUAUUGGUGCCAAAUAUAAGGAUGACUGCCCAGUUGAGAAAUACAUUCCAAUAUAUCUGAUAGUGGCAGGGGCUUUUGGCAUCCUCUCAAACUUGAUCAGCUUGACUCGUUCCAGCCACAAGAAGCGCAAGCAAAAUGCAGGUGAAGAAGUAGAGGAGAGUAGUAAGGGAAGCAAAGGUUGUGAAGGAAUCCUGAACUGCUUUCUAAUGGCUUGGUUCAUUGCUGGCAAUGUUUGGAUUUACCGCAACUACAAGCCUAACUUUGACAACCCCCAUGAUCCCAAAUAUUGCCACCAAACCUUGUACCUCUUUGCAUUCUGGGCAACUACAGCAGUUUACAUUUUAGCAGGUGUUGUCUGUUGCUGUGGUUGCUGUAUUGCAGUUGUCGCUGCAGCAGUGUCAGGUUAAGCCUUACAUGUAGCAGAAGGAUCGUGGGCAUAAUUAACUUUUUCUAUUCUUCUUUCGAAGCAAUCUUUAUUUUUUUGUGAAACUACUGUAAUCAAAGUUUUCAAGUUUUAGCUUUUAAUGGAGUAAUAUACACAUGCACACCUUAUCACAAUCUUAUAAUCCAAGCUUUAUAACAUGAACUCAAGACAAUUACAUCACUUUGGGAAAAA
Rhopilema esculentum is the source of this 960-nucleotide messenger RNA. RefSeq names its product transmembrane protein 272. The record is from RefSeq and is a predicted model, not a curated record. Lineage: Eukaryota; Metazoa; Cnidaria; Scyphozoa; Rhizostomeae; Rhizostomatidae.